Bipolaris victoriae FI3 is the source of this 1890-nucleotide messenger RNA. RefSeq lists its product as hypothetical. The record is from RefSeq and is a predicted model, not a curated record. NCBI's taxonomy places the organism in Eukaryota, Fungi, Ascomycota, Dothideomycetes, Pleosporales, Pleosporaceae. The coding region runs from base 1 to 1890 and encodes 629 amino acids. Gene Ontology annotation, biological process: positive regulation of translational elongation. The transcript has 3 exons. Gene Ontology annotation, molecular function: RNA binding; ribosome binding; translation elongation factor activity.
AUGGGGGAACGAUGGAUGAUGCGGCCAUGGAGAACCACGGUUCCGAUCCCCUUCAGUGUCUUCCCGUCUGCGUAUCGGAACGCGGAAGUUAAGGACUCUACCAGUGUUCAGGUAGAACAAGAAGCACAUCUUGAAUACCAGGCUUCACACGGACGGGAAGGUCACGAAGAAAUCCACGAAUCCUUCUCCGCUACCGUCCAUCGGCCACAUCCUCCUCCUCCCAAAUCGACCACCUCGUCUUCAUCUUCUUCUUCUUCAUCGUCAUCAUCCUCGUCGUCUUCUUCCUCUCGCUCUAAGCGUCGCCACGACACUCAGGUCAAGGAAGAGGUUCGCAUCUACGAACAAGAGCGAAUCCGCCGUUCCCAGCCUGCUCAGUCCCAGCACGCUCAUUCGCAGCACGCUCAUUCGCAGCACGCUCAGUCGCAGCACUAUCAAGAGUCGACUCACCAGCACGUCCACGCUCAGCAGCAGCCUGUUCAGCACCGUGAAGAGGUUCAUAUCCACGAGCACACCCGCUACGCUCAGCCUCAAGCCCCUGCCCCAGCUCAAGCCCAGCCCCAGCAGCAACGCGCUCAGUCGUACGCCCAGUCGCACGCUCCGUCGCACGCUCAAUCACACGCGCAGUCGCACGUUCAGUCGCACGUUCACUCUCACGCCGCUCAAUCUCACGCCCAGCCUCACCCUGAGCAAGCUCAGCACGCCCAGCGUACGGACCGUGUAGAGUUUGAACGAUCCCACGACCGCUACCAAUCCCAACCUCCUCCUUCCUCUUCACACUCAAAAGUCGAGGUCCAGGACACAACCUACGACAGACACUUCAACACUGUUCACGGCCCUGCCACCACCGUCACUCAAUCCCAACUCGACGUUACUGAACGUCAGUUCCGUGAACGUACCCGACCCAUCGUCGCCGGUGCUAGCUACUCCAAGGAGACCUACACCACCCAACGCGGUACCUAUCCCAACAACAGGAAGGUAGACAGUGUUGAUUCCCAUCAAACCGAGGUCCGAGUAGAAGAAUCUGCUCGUUCCGCUGCUGCACCCCCCAAGAAGUUCAAGCGUGAUAUGGGAUAUUACGACAACGAGGGCAAGUACCAUUCGUUUCGUCAAGGAAUCUCCAACGCCGCACACAAGGUAGCCGACCGCGUUCAGCACCCCAUCCACCCUCACCGCCACCACCACUCUCACGAGCACUCUUUCGCCGGAGCCAAGUACGACGACCAACGCGAGGAGGUUAUCGUUAAGGAGAAGUUCACCACCACUGCUCCUACUGUUGCCCCUGCCCACCCCGUCCACUCCGGAACCCCUGUAGAGCGUGUCGUUCGCGUCCACUCUUCAAUCCCUCCCCCAGCCCCCAGGUCCGUCUCUGUCGCACCUGCUCCCGCCCCCAAGUCUAUCGCAACCGCGCCAGUCCCAGCUCGCUCAGUCCGCAAGAUGUCUACCGCAAGCACCAUCACCAUCCCCUGCCACCACAUCCGCAUUGGCGAUCUCCUGAUCCUUCAGGGCCGCCCUUGCCAGGUCAUCCGCAUCACCACCUCCUCCCAGACUGGCCAGCACCGCUACCUCGGUGUUGACCUCUUCACCAAGCAGCUCCAUGAGGAGUCUAGCUUCAUCUCCAACCCUGCCCCCUCUGUCGUUGUCCAGAACAUGCUUGGUCCUGUCUUCAAGCAGUACCGUGUUCUCGACAUCCGCGAGGACGGUCGCGUCGUCGCCAUGACCGAGGGUGGUGAUGUCAAGCAGGGUCUUCCCGUCCUUGACCAGUCUGGUCUCCUCUCCCGCUUGACAGAGGCCUUUGACAACGGCCGUGGCAGCGUCCGCAUCCUCGUCAUCAACGACGAUGGUAUGGAGAUGGCUGUUGACUACAAGGUUGUCCACGGCUCCAGGCUGUAG